AUAAGGUUGAUAAAAUUAUUAACUACUAAACCGGAAUUUCCCCAAGGCUAUUAUUUUAAGUGGCUAGCCUUUAAUCGGGAUAAUCCUAGCGAACGAGUAUUAUUUGAUAACCAUCAUGGAAAAGGACCUCACUAUCACGAAAAUGACGAAAAAAUAGAAGUAGCGGAGCCGCAUGUAGUUCGCUCCAGUAGCAUUGAAGCCCUUUCAACUAACAUGACCAAAAAUCGCUUAUUAAUAUUUGCGACCUUGGUGGAAAAAAAGCCCGCCAAUUUAACCGAAUUAGCUCAUUUAUUACAAAAAGAUUAUGCCUUG
Molecule: messenger RNA, 312 nt
Organism: Racocetra persica
Lineage: Eukaryota; Fungi; Glomeromycota; Glomeromycetes; Diversisporales; Gigasporaceae
Source: the annotation of a GenBank genome assembly